Pseudovirgaria hyperparasitica is the source of this 617-nucleotide messenger RNA. RefSeq names its product protein transporter. Gene Ontology annotation, biological process: protein import into mitochondrial matrix. The record is from RefSeq and is a predicted model, not a curated record. Bases 185 to 610 code for a protein of 141 amino acids. NCBI's taxonomy places the organism in Eukaryota, Fungi, Ascomycota, Dothideomycetes, Acrospermales, Acrospermaceae. The transcript is spliced from 2 exons. Gene Ontology annotation, cellular component: TIM23 mitochondrial import inner membrane translocase complex.
CCUCAAAAAAGGAUCCAUCCAUCCGUUCAAUUCCAUUCUUCCAUCGCGCAACACCCACGCGCAUCCCAUCACACCACCACACCAAAACCCCUCCCUCCACACAACCUCAACCUACAUCUCCAAAGAAAGUCACACAACCCCAUCAAGCUCACACGAGCUACCUACACCCUCCAUCCAAACCACAAUGGCCCACCGCAUAAUAUUCCAAGUCCUCACCACCGGAACCCGCAUCUUCGGCCGCGCAGUAACAGAAGCAUGGACCCAAGCCUCCGCCUCGCAAAAAUACGCCGCCCAAGCCGCAAAGACCGGCCAGCCCAACUCCUUCGCCACAUCCUCCUCCGGCCUCACCCUCGACGAAGCAUGCAAGAUCCUGAAUGUCGCGCCGCCGAAAGCAGGUGCGGAAGCUGCUACUGCAAACCUGGAGGCAGUCGGGGAGCGGUUCAAGAAGCUGUUUGAUCUGAAUGAUCCGAAGAAGGGCGGGAGCUUCUAUUUGCAGAGUAAGAUUUUGAGGGCGAGGGAGAGGAUUGAGGCGGAGGUUGGGAAUGCGAGGGGUGUGGCGGAGAGGGAGGCGGAGGUUAAGGGGGGUUGGAGGCCGAGGGUUUAUAAGUGAGGGGGUG